AUGACCAUCCCCGUUGAAGUCGCCAACUGCAACACCACACGGAGCGAACUCCACAGCGAAGAUGGCCUGCGCCUGGAAGCUCCCGGGUCCAGUCCCGAGAAAGACGAAUAUACGAUUGGUGCAUACUCAGGAGAUUGGGAAUACGUGGUCGAUCACCAGCUGUGUGAAAGCAGCAAACCCAAGCUCCGUGUUGGCGGGAACAUCUUCCGCAAUAGCCUGCUAUAG
This is a messenger RNA of Penicillium lagena, 225 nucleotides long. RefSeq lists its product as uncharacterized. The transcript has a single exon. The coding region runs from base 1 to 225 and encodes 74 amino acids. Lineage: Eukaryota; Fungi; Ascomycota; Eurotiomycetes; Eurotiales; Aspergillaceae. The record is from RefSeq and is a predicted model, not a curated record.